Molecule: messenger RNA, 801 nt
Organism: Neocloeon triangulifer
Lineage: Eukaryota; Metazoa; Arthropoda; Insecta; Ephemeroptera; Baetidae
Gene: snRNP-U1-C
Product: U1 small nuclear ribonucleoprotein C
Exons: 2
Coding region: 149-676 (175 amino acids)
Biological process (GO): mRNA splicing, via spliceosome; mRNA 5'-splice site recognition; spliceosomal snRNP assembly
Cellular component (GO): U1 snRNP; nucleus
Molecular function (GO): zinc ion binding; pre-mRNA 5'-splice site binding
Source: RefSeq, a predicted model, not a curated record
CCGCCAUGUUUAAUUCUCAACUUUGUGUUUGUUGAUGUGCAAGAGAGCUCACGCUACGUAAACUUUUACAGAAACGUUUUGCAAAUUAUCCCAAUUAACAUUGAAUUCAUACAAUUUUUCAUUUUCUUUUUACACAAACGAACUGAAUAUGCCUAAGUACUACUGCGACUACUGUGAUACAUACUUAACGCACGAUUCACCGUCAGUUCGGAAGACACAUUGUCAAGGACGCAAGCACAAGGAGAACGUCAAAUUUUAUUACCAAAAAUGGAUGGAAGAACAAGCACAACACCUCAUCGAUGCCACGACAGCCGCGUUCAGGGCAGGGAAGAUUCCGUCCAACCCGUUUGCAGCUGGUAAAGGUGCUGCUAUUCCGCCUCCAAACACACAGAUUCCUCCUCCGAUGGGACAGCGCCCGCCAAUGCCGCCUCCAGGCAUGAUGCCCCCUGGUGCCCAAAGACCACCGAUGGCACCCGGCCCCAUGGGCCCAGGAAUGCCACCUGGAAUGGUGAUGGCGCCAGGCAUGCCUCCUAUGAUGCCAGGAAUGAGACCACCGAUGGGCCCUAUGGGUCCCAUGAUGCACAUGCCUCCUAUGGCAGCCAUGGGACAAAUGGGAGCUGUUCGGCCGCCUCCGCUAAUGGGCAGUGCUCUCCCUCAGCCCAUGAAGAAACCAUAAUUUUUUAAUUAAGACAGUGAACGUGCAAAUUGUGAGUUGCGAAUGAAUUUUUCAGUGGAUGUUUGUGUAUAUUAAAUACUUUUAGAUCAUAUGUAAUACAAAUUUUUGUGUUUUUUUUUCUCAAU